AUGGCAGACCCACGCUUCGCAGCCCUUUCCAAGGACGCCAAGUACCGACUGCCCGAUAAGAGCUUUCGCAGAAAGGCUACAGUCGACCGGUAUGGACGAAAAGUCAAGGCCGACGAGGGUCGCAAAGAUCUGGAGAGGCUGUACAGGCUAGACAAGGAAGAGAAGCCUGGUAGGAAGGGCAAAGAGGUAAAGCGAGAAGUGGUUGGGAGCGACGAGGAAAGCAGUGAGGAGGCUGAAGUGGAGGAGGGCGCUGCAGCAAAGAGAGACCCUGCGAGAGAAGGUGGCUUCUCACAGUCUGAGGAGGAAAGUGAGGAGGAUGACGAGGGGAGUGAAGAAGAGGCAGAGCUGGCAGGGGAAACUGCUGGGCAGGAACAGACUGAAGAUAUUCCAGACGGAGAGGUAUCAAGGCGUAUAGCCGCCGUCAACCUGGACUGGGACAAUCUGCGAGCUUCAGACAUCUGGGCUGUGGCUUCAAGUUUCGUACCGGCCAGUGGACGAAUACAGAGAGUGAGUGUGUAUCCGAGCGAGUUUGGGCGGGAGAGACUCGAGCGGGAGGAGCUGGAGGGACCGCCGAAAGAGAUCUUUGCCACCUCGAAAGACGCCGAAGAUGACGACGACGCAGAGGAGGAAGAGGAGGAAGAUCCGGAGGACGAGUCCGAAGAUGAUGGAGACGAAGACGAGCGCAUCAAGCGUGAUCUGCUUAAGGAACAAGCAGACGACGGCUCCGAAUUCAAUACUGCUGCCCUGCGUCAAUAUCAGCUUGAGCGCCUCCGCUAUUACUACGCCGUGAUAGAAUGCGACAACAAAUCUACAGCAAAACACCUUUACGACAGCAUGGACGGAAGAGAGUACUUGACCACAGCCAACUUCUUCGAUCUCCGCUUCAUACCCGACAGCACAUCUUUUGACUCGGACAAGCCGCGUGAUGAGUGCACAACCUUACCUACAGGAUAUAAGCCAAAUGAGUUCCGGACUGAAGCUCUCACGCACUCGAAGGUGAGGUUGACAUGGGACGAUGACGACACGACCAGGAAGGAAGUACAGAAGCGCGCCUUUUCUCGUGCCGAGCUAGACGAGAAUGAUCUCCAAGCAUACAUCGGCAGCGAAGAAAGCGACGCCGACAGCACCACCUCCCGCAAAUCCGCAGCAGAAGACAGGAAAGCGAGAAAAGCGGCAGAAAAACGGAAAGUUAUGCGUGAGAAGCUCGGCCUGGGUGCCGAUUCUGCGGCUACGAGCACGAAGGGCAGCAAAGCGGAGCCAGUGGGUGAGAUGACAGUCACUUUCUCCUCCGGCCUUGGCAAGAAGAAGAGCGAAGGCAAAGAAGGCGUCUUCCUGAACGGGCCACAAGACGAGGAGAGUACACGCAUACGCUAUAUUCGCAAAGAAAAAGAGCGAAAGGCCAAGCGCAAGGAACGCGCCAAGGGUCGCGGUGGCGAGGCAGACUCAGACGCCAAAGAAGCAGCGCCUGGCGCUUCAAACAACGAUGCUGUGGACGACGAAGCAGAAGACGCCGGCUUCAACGACCCUUUCUUCAACGAUCCCGCCACAGCCGCCGCAGCGGAGAAGAAAGCUCGGAAAGCGGAAAGACUGGCUAAACGGGAGGCUAAAGCCGCCAAGGAAGCGGAAGAAGCGGGUAAGAGGAAGGAACUCGAACUUCUUAUGGCGGGAGAUACGGCGGGGGAUGCGGUCCGGCACUUUGAUAUGCGGGAGAUUGAGAAGGUGGAGAAGAAGAAAGGGAAGAAGAAGGUUGUUAAGAAGGGCAAGAAGGGUAAGGAGGAAGAGAAUGUGGAGGGGGAUGUUGGUGGGGAGACAGAGGCCUUCAAACUCGAUGCGCAGGAUCCGCGCUUCGGGGCGUUGUUCGAGAGCCAUGAGUUUGCUAUUGAUCCUUCUAAUCCGCGGUUCAAGGGGACGGAGGGGAUGAAGGGGCUGCUUGAGGAGGGGAGGAGGAGGAAGAGGGAUCGAGGAAAUGAGGAGGUGGAUGUGGAGGACGAUGAGAGGAUGGUGGAGAAGAGUCUGAAGGUGGCCAAGAAGGGUAAGGAAGGCGGUGAACUUGGGGGGUUGGUGGCGAGGCUGAGGGAGGGGAAGAAGGAUAAGGGCAAGAGGUCGUAG
Messenger RNA from Recurvomyces mirabilis, 2109 nucleotides. RefSeq names its product pre-rRNA-processing protein esf1 (gene ESF1). Gene Ontology annotation, molecular function: RNA binding. The coding region runs from base 1 to 2109 and encodes 702 amino acids. The transcript is spliced from 2 exons. Gene Ontology annotation, cellular component: nucleus. The record is from RefSeq and is a predicted model, not a curated record. Gene Ontology annotation, biological process: rRNA processing. NCBI's taxonomy places the organism in Eukaryota, Fungi, Ascomycota, Dothideomycetes, Mycosphaerellales, Teratosphaeriaceae.